UCAAACAGUUUGAGCCAACUUCAGGGCAAGAGGCACACGACUGUCACUCAGUCAGAUCAUCAUUCAGAGAGGUCUUAGCUUGUCCUGCGGCGUCGCUUCGACACAGGGAUUGAAAACCGGCUCUAACACCUGGCCCGGACAGGCUUUGGGAAUCAAACCGACAACUUAAAGCGAGGGUAUUACAAGCUGUGAUAUGUUGUUUGCAACGAUGAGGGCAGUGGUCUGUCUGGCCCUCUGUCUCUCUGUGUGUCAGGUCAGAGGCUCCCACAUCACGGCCAAGAUGAACAGAACCAUCCAGAACCUCCUGCAGCACUAUAGGAUUCCACUUAAAGAGAAGUUUAAUGGGAAGCCCGUCUUUGACAGGGGACCACUGGCUGACAGGAUGGAGACAAAGAGGGUGUUCAUGGGUGGCGUCUUGGAGACGUAUGAGAAGCUGAUCGGCCAGAUGUUGAAGGAGCUGCCUACCCCGAGUCCUCACACGGCCGGGAGCAGCAACGAGGGUCUCGCCUCUGCCAUCACCGCCGGCCCCGGCACUACCAGUGAUACCCGGUCGGAGGAGGGUGGGGAUGUCAAGAUGGAGCUGAACUACAUCCUGAAGAAGGUCCAGGAUCUGAAAAGACACAAGUACCAGGAGCAGGACAAGCUGCUGCAGAGACUGCAAGCCCUCAAACACAUCCAGAUGGAUAACUUCGUCAUUCAGAGCAAAGCGUUGUGGGAGCUGCCGCGUCUGUACGAGGAGGCAAGUUCGCUGCCUGACGACAUCAGGAUGCAGAGGAGGAGGAGGCGGCGUCGACGUCAAGCAAGGAGAGACAAGACUCGUCCAAGAGCCUGAGAUGUGAGAAAGUGCA
This is a messenger RNA of Lates calcarifer (barramundi perch), 848 nucleotides long. RefSeq names its product interferon gamma 1 (gene ifng1). NCBI's taxonomy places the organism in Eukaryota, Metazoa, Chordata, Actinopteri, Centropomidae. The record is from RefSeq and is marked validated. Gene Ontology annotation, molecular function: type II interferon receptor binding. Gene Ontology annotation, cellular component: extracellular region. Gene Ontology annotation, biological process: immune response. The transcript is spliced from 4 exons. The coding region runs from base 194 to 832 and encodes 212 amino acids.